AUCAAAAGCAAAGGCAUCAUGUAGUUGGUUGCGUCUUUAAUCCUUCUGAAUUUGUGAAGUUUUAAUUUCAAGAAAUGGCUUCACAUUUAAAUCUUACUGAGGAGGAAAACGGAACUCGUUUGAGCAAACUUUUAAUAAACAAAGGAGCGCAAGCCUUGAAAGAUACAUUGCAAUCUUUAUUAAAACCAUCAAAUUUAUCUGCUACACUAAAUGAUCCUUGUAAAAAGAGAAUAUUGAAAUCAAUAAAAUUCAAAGUGAUUGGCAAAGAUCAAUGGGAUCUUCUUUACCCGUCAACUGCUUCACCAGACAUUGGAAACUUUGAUAUUUCAUUGUUGACGGUCUUAUUGCGAAAUAUAUGUGGUCUAACAGCACCAGCUGGUGGAUGGGAUAAUUUUCCCUCUCACUCAGAUACCUCAGUUUCAGCAAAUAUUGCAAGAAUAAAGUAUUAUCGAAACAAAGUGUACGGUCACAUCACCAAAACUAGUGUAGAUGACAUUGAGUUUAAGGACUUGUGGCAGGAAAUUUCAACAGCAUUGGUUGGUUUGGGUAUUCAACAAACUGAAGUAGAUGAAUUGAAGGAAGCUCCUCUCAGUCUUGAUGAGGCGAAUUACAUUGAAAUGUUGAAAGACUGGCAUAAGAAAGAUGAAACAUUGAUCGAGUCGGCUGGGGAAAUCAAAAAGAUUGCUUUUGAUACAAAUAAGAAAGUUGAAAAAAACCAGGAAGAUGUCAAAGUGAUAAAAAAUUAUGUAGCUGACAUAAAAGAAGAAGUGAUGGAGACAAAAGCUGAUGUAGCGGAAAUAAAAGCUGAUGUAGCAGAAAUAAGGUCUCGUGAAAAAACUUCUUCAGAUCUCGAAAAGCUUGGAAAGUGCGAUUUCGAUGGUCUGAAAGAAGAUCUUAGUAAGAAAUUGUUACAAGGUACUAGACAAUGGUUAUUUGAAAAACUCGACACUUGGUUCAACGAUGAAGAUGUUUCUAAUGUCAUGGUUUUGAUCGCUGGACCAGGUGUUGGUAAAAGUGUGUUUUCUGCUGAGGUUUGUCGGCGGUAUUCCGAAAAAAAGGAACUUGCUGCUUGCCAUUUCUGCAAGUAUAAUCGAUCGGAUUAUAGAAAUCCUCGAAUGUUGAUAGAAUCAUUGGCCAGUAACAUGUGUGAUACAAUAUCCGGUUUUAAAUCUCAAUUGAAUGAAGGAUUGAAGAGAAAACACUCAAAAAUAAUGAUUGCAGAUGCAUUCCGUGUUUUAUUAAAUGAUCCAUUGCAUUCCUUAGAGAAUGACAAACCAAUGCUUUUGGUCAUUGAUGCAUUAGAUGAAAGUCAAGCUAAUGGCAAAAGUGAAUUACUAGACUUGAUAGCGAAAGAAUUUCGCCGACUACCUAAAUGGAUUAAAAUUUUUAUCACUAGUCGCCCAGAACUUCCUGUUCAAAAUGAAUUGAAUGAAAUGAAUCCUGUCGAAAUAAAAACUCAACCUCGUGAUAAAAACAACGAAGAAGAUCUGCAUCAGUAUUUGAAAUAUCAGUUAAACUAUUGUCGCUCUGGGAACACUGAGUAUUCUGUUUCUGACGACGUUUUAAGAUUGCUAGUUGAAAAAUGUGAAGGGUCUUUUCUUUAUGCUUAUUACGCGCAUCAAGAGCUAAAAUCGGUAGCUGUUGAACUGACCAAGGAAAUUAUUAAACAAUUAGUUCCUCUUGGCUUAAGUGGUUUCUACAAGAAUGAAUUUCUUCGAGUAAAAACAUUAUUAAAAGAGAUAAGUUUAUCGACAAACAAUAUUGUUUUUGCAGAUGAAAAUUUUAAGAAGUUUCUUGAAGUGCUGGUGGCCUGUCGAGAUUUUUUGCCCCAGUCGUUUGUUUUUAAGUGUUUAGGCUUACCUGAUGAUAUCAAGUUUGAAGAUAGCAAUAAAAUCUUUGAAAUGAUAUCUCAAAUUUUGCCAGCUUACGAUGAUCGUGUAACCGUGUAUCACAAGUCUCUUAUCGAUUGGUUGGAAUCAGAUGGUUAUAAAAAACAUGAGUUUACAGUUGAUUCUCAGUCCAUAGUAAACGGGCAUCAGUUAUUGUGGCGUGCUUGUGAGAAAGAGUUUCAUCACAUUAAGUCGAUAAACAUUUUUGAAGAUAAAAUGAACACUGCUACGACUGAAUAUGCUUUGAAGAAUGGGAUAUAUCAUAUGAUAGAAUGUGGCAAAAAUGUCGACUUUAGUUGGGCAGCAGAUGUUAAAAUUGUUUUUGCGAUUUUAAAAAUGAAAGGAUUUGAAGCUUUACGGAAUUGGGCGUCGUUAGCAUUAGAAAAAGAGAUGAUUGGCCAGUGGCAGGUAAUUGUAAAAGAAAGACGAGGUUUCUUGAGUAAGGAUUUACUUCAGGAAUUAUCGGAAUUAUCACGCUAUGAAAAUACGAGGUUUAUAUUUUCAAUCUUUUCACCCUGGUCAUGUUAUUUACAAUUUAUUGCAAAUAGAAUAGAUGUUAGUGACGAGAAAAAAUUAUUAGCAAAGAAUUUAUUGAAACAAGGAAAAUUUGUUUGGUUUGAAGAUUUAUUCUCGACUACUGAAACAAAUAUUCAUUAUUCGACUGUCUCCAGCAACACUAAUACCUCCAGCAUAUUUGAUACUUUCAGUCUUGAUUUUUGGAGACAUUUGCUUUCAAGACAUCUUUGGAUACGUCCUGAGAGGCAUCCGUUUUUGUUAAAAAGUUGUUGUUGUUUUUCACCAGAUGGAUCGUUGUUGGUCGCCUUCGUUCGCACUGAUUACAUCAACAUUGUUCUUUGGCACAUUGAGCGUUAUACCAUUGUUCAAGUUAUAUCCACGAAAAUGGAGGAUACUUUAGGAUGUUGGUGGUCGAAUGGUUUACUGUGGAUGUGGGAUGGUUCUAAUUAUCUUAAGAAAAUAUCAAUGUCAUCGAACUGUUUUGCUGACGCAGAGGUUAAAUAUGUAUACAUUGGAUUCAAACCAAAAGAUUUUUUAACAUUUGGUGACGUCUUAGUUUGCAUUGACCAAGAAAAUGUCGUUCGAGUUGUUAGAAUUACCAACGGUGAAAUACAAUAUAACAAGUGUCUUCCUAUCGAUAGUUUUGAUUGUAGAGUAGCUGUAUCACCAGAUAAUUCCGUUAUUUUAAGUGUCAACAAAACAAAGUUUACAAUAUGGAAAUGGAGAAACACAGACGACGAACUUUACCUUGAAGCUUGGCACACUGCAGAAACACCAGAAAUACCCGUAGAGUCUUACCUUGGUAUAUCUGUAGAAGAUUUCCGCUAUAAUUGCAGUUUUACAAAUGAUAGUAAACAAGCGGUCCUUUUUUUAAGUCCUAACGUGUUUCAUUAUUUUUUCUGUCUUAUUGAUGUGCAUUCGACUGGGAAUGUGAGCGCUGUUUUGUCAACUGAGGGAGAUUAUUUAAACGACGUCUUAUUUGUUUAUAAAUCUUACUGCAUUGGAAUAGAUGAAUUUGGCUAUUUGACUGCUCUAGAUUUAAGGAGUGGUAAAAAAUGCGCAGAGAUUAGAAUACGCGAGGAUCGUACUGUCCCUCCUGUGAUAUAUAUGCAUUACGAAACAGGAACUAUCGCUGUAAUAUCAGAUAGAGAAUUCAAUGGACACAAAAUUCAAUUUUUUAAAGUUAAUGUUCCUGAAUGAAUUAAUCAUUGAUCAAUAUAACUUACAAAAAAUAUUAAAUGAAGACAUUCAUAAAACAUUCAUAAAACAUUCUUACAAAAAACAUGUUGAUAUUUCCUGAUAAAUACGCAUAGACAAUUAUUGAUGGUGUCUACAAAGAAGUAAAAAACAUCGCAUAUGAACUUUAUUUAUAUCAUUUCACUGACCAGUAGAAAAAUUUUCGUCUGCUGAUGAUUUGGUCAAGUAAAACACAGAAAGACAAAAACGAAGAACUGUGACUAAACAUACUUGUUCCAGUUGAUCAUUCGAGCUCGAAACUUCCAGUAUAAAAACUUCUUGGUAAUCACACAAUCCCGAUUGCCAAAUAGCAAGUUGAAUGCUGUGACUUUAAAAAAUAAAGAAAAAUAAGCAUGCAAUGCGUACAUGUCGGUAGCUUGUCAAGUAUAUUAUUAUAUGACCAAUUAAUUGUUUAACCUUUUCUGCAUUUUUCGAACGCUCUAGCUUAGAUUCAUGUCAGGUGACUGUGCUCAAGCCUUGCAUCAAGCAAAGUAACGUAAUUUAGAUUUCUCUUGAAUUUUUAAAGUUUUUUCACCAAAAAGCAUUUUUGCUAUAAUUGUGUUUCGAAAAAGUUUUCUGACAUGUUUAAGAUAACGUUCAUAGAACGUCAUUCCCAUAAACACAACACGCUUAUAUCUUGUAUUAGAUUACAUUUGAAAGUAAACGCUUUGCGUUGUGCAUUGUAAAUGACGCUUCACAGUUCACGCAUUCGAAAUGUGUUAUUACAUUAUUCAUAUUAUAUUUGAAUGCGCGUGGAUUCAUUGUUUUAGUCUUUAUGUAGAAUGAAUAAAACUCACGAUACUUUUCCUACAAAGAAAAGAACGCGCAAAACGGUAUUGUUCGCCAUCGUUCGUAUAUCCGACUAUCCCCGAGGAUUACGACGGACAGACAGAAAGACAGACGGACACUUUUCAGUGUAGCAUAGUGGUUAGGCGCGCAUGCGCAGCGGCUACCCACAAAAACUGUUAUCACGUACAUAAGCCCAUUGUAAAACUGCUGUUAAGGCUAAUUUAGUAUAAUUUCUACUAAAACUAAUUAAAACUGCUGUAUAAGGCUAAUUUCUUUGAAUAAGGGAAUUCAUUUCCUUUAAAUGAAUUUUGUUUUCUGUUUUCACUUAUAUAGAAUGAAAUUCAAGAUUAUAAAGUCGGGUAAUACGACGUGUAAUUUAAAUGUUAACUUGUGACAAACGUAAAGUAACAAUAAAACCCUACUGAUGAUCCAUUGAGACCAUUGUGCUUUCAGUUAUACCAGUAGAAAUGUUAAAAACUGUUAUUGACAAUGAAACCUGCUUCGACAGCUAUUUUACUAAUUUGUCUGUAAUCAAUAUUUUUAUUACGCACUUGCAUGUUAUUUUGGAAGGAGCAGUCGCUUCCAACUAUUAUACAGAAAAGAUAUUUUCAAAGUCACAAAUUUAAUUUAAAUACUAGAGGAAGGAUUUGAAAUUUAGUUGAUGAUUUUGUUGAAUAAGAUAUUUUAAAAAAGAAAA
Molecule: messenger RNA, 5127 nt
Organism: Xenia sp. Carnegie-2017
Lineage: Eukaryota; Metazoa; Cnidaria; Anthozoa; Malacalcyonacea; Xeniidae
Exons: 2
Coding region: 75-3605 (1176 amino acids)
Source: RefSeq, a predicted model, not a curated record